Messenger RNA from Salvia splendens (bonfire salvia), 471 nucleotides. RefSeq names its product stress-response A/B barrel domain-containing protein UP3. Lineage: Eukaryota; Viridiplantae; Streptophyta; Magnoliopsida; Lamiales; Lamiaceae. The record is from RefSeq and is a predicted model, not a curated record. The coding region runs from base 1 to 471 and encodes 156 amino acids. The transcript has a single exon.
AUGCUCCGCAGCCUCAACGACCUCGCAACCCUUGAUUUCGUCCUCCACAUCUCCGCCGGCCCCGUCGCCCCCUGCCGUUCCACCGUCCUCACCUUCACGCACCUCCUCCACUCGCGCUAUAGAUCCAAAUCAGGUCUGGCGUCCUACAUCAACGACCUCGUCCACGUCAGCGUCGUCACCGAUUACGCCAAGCCAAUCGUCGACGAAGUCAUGGCCGUCUAUUGGGUGGCGGACGACUUCACCGGGGUGGUGGUGGUCCCUCCGGGGGCGUCGCUGCGGCUGACGGUGGUGAAGCUGGGGGAGGAGGUGGUCGGGAAGGGGAAGAUUUUGGGGAUUGUGAGGGGGAUGAAUGGGAAAUUCGAUUCGAUUGAGCAACUUACGGUUGGGGAGAAUUUCUCCCCCGGGAUGAGCAAGGGCUUCUCGAUCGCGUCGAUUGCGAUUAUCAAUUGUGUUGGAUGUGAGCUGGAUUGA